Meyerozyma guilliermondii ATCC 6260 is the source of this 1614-nucleotide messenger RNA. RefSeq lists its product as uncharacterized. Bases 1 to 1614 code for a protein of 537 amino acids. NCBI's taxonomy places the organism in Eukaryota, Fungi, Ascomycota, Pichiomycetes, Serinales, Debaryomycetaceae. The record is from RefSeq and is a predicted model, not a curated record. The transcript has a single exon.
AUGAUGACUCUGAGUCAUCUUGGAGAGUCCGAAGAUCUUCACCGAAGAGUCGGAGUUACUCACUAUAUACGAACAAAACUCAACUUUUUCGACGACACGCUCUGGAAACGGUUUUCCGCUCGGAGGCUCGAGUUGAUCGAUGCUUUGGAUCUCAGCUGCCGCAAGGCUUCAGAGCAGGAAUCGGAAAUCAAACGAGUAGCGGAAACCCUUCGGCUCGAGUUCAAUUACGGUCCGGAGUACAUCCAGGAUUUCGAUAGGCUUGUACGUGCUGCCAUUCAGAGCGUGAGACGAAAUCGAAAACGAUCCUUAAAGCAAACCAAUAACGCCAGCUCCCGAAAGAAAAAACUCAAAACUGCUAGUUCAGUUUCGCUUUCGGAGUAUCAUGAGUCUCCAUCUCCCGAACAGGUAUUGUCAACUAUCGCAACCCCCUCAUAUUCUACUGACGAAGAUAUGUCGAGCCUUCGUUUUGUGUCUGAGAUAGCUCGUCUUCAUUCCGAUUCACAGGAUGAUAUGGAUGGAUACAACAGAAGUCGGCGGUUCACUCUGCAUGACAAGUCUCGGGCAGUGAUCGAUUCUAUCAUUCAACCGAAGCAGACAAAGUUGCAUCCUCGGACUUUACCUCCGUUAACGGCCCGAAAUAGCAGUUUUCAAGGAAACUCAACUUAUGCUGCUCUCCUUGGUUUCAUCGAACGAUCGAAAACUUGUGCUGAUUCGACGGUCGCCCAAGGUUCUAACCUAGAAAAUCUAGGACGGAGUGCUAUCCAAUGCUGUGUCUCGUAUAUUUUCGAGACUUCUUUAAGCGAUACCAGCCUGGCAUCGGUGGAAUACUUGAACACAAGAAUCACCUCUCCUCUGUUCUUAGCCACGCUUUAUCGGGACCUCGACCCUCUGCAAGCAUCUUGUGACGACGAGGUGGCUGUGAUCUCGUUGCAUACCUUGAUUGGAGGCUGCAUCAAAGACUUUGGAUUCGGUCAGGUUAUGAUGGUACUCAGUGACUGUCUACACAGCGCCGUAAUUCAAAGUUAUCCAUUACUAACCAAAAAGCCAGGACAGACUUCUGGUAAUAUCACUCCUGUAGCUGCGGGCUCAACAACACAUCUUGACUCGUUAGCAACAAUUGCUACAAAUUUGCAAGAUGAUAGGAAACGGUCCUCACCAUCCACCGAUGACGACAAGAAAAAUAAAAAGGCUGUUACUUUGAGGUACAUGAACACAGUCCUAGCGUUCUCGUACCCAGCCACAACCUCUGCCGUGCCUCGAUUAAUAGAGCUUUUAGAUAAUGGUCGAACGGCAUUUCAUAUAACGCAUUUGGGGGACACAAGAGUCUUGGGGUUGAGAAAUAUGAGAGAUGGAAAAAUCAUUAACUCUGACUCCACCCUAGAAAUGAUAUUCAAAAAGGAUGAGAGAAUCGAAUUAGAACUCUACAUUCAAGACUCCAAAGCGGUUCCCAUUUCUGAGCUCACAUCAACCAUAUCACCAAAUGUUCAGAACCCUAUUGUACUUCCACCAGUAGGGAAAAUCAUAAGUCAACCACCUGACAACCAAGCAUUUCCUUUCUUGUCGAAGAAAGAAGGUACACCUCCACUCCAGCCUAAUUUCCAGCCACUAUUAUAG